UGAGGACGCACGAAGACAAGACACGACAAAACUCAGUUACUGGAUGCACUACUACGAGACAAACUCGCGGUGAGCAGCUCACCACUAUUUUAUUUGACAUGAUUCCUGCUCUCUUUCAACGGAAAGACCAAUGCUCAACUCGAGCAACCUUGAAAACGAGCACAACGACGACGACAGGGACGACGACGAAGGGGGCCCGCGCAGGGAGGGAAAACGAUGAGAGGGGUUGGGGGUAUAAAUACAUCGUUGGGACUGCUGCACAAGCCAUGUCCAUUCCAACUCCGCUUCACUCUCCGACGGACACUUCGCUUGCAGGCAUUCCCACGCACAGGCCAGGUGAUGUCACCCGUAGAGCUGCAGCUCUGAAGAUACUGUAUUGUCAUUUAUGCUUGUAUCAUUCAUUCAUAUCAAUGGGUAACCCACUAAUCUGUCGUACUCACUCCAACAGGGCGCGCACAUCUCAUUUGUCUCCCCUGCAGCCCCGCAAGAAUGCUGUCGUGGCUGCGAAAGCCCCACUGAUGUCAAGCGCAUUCUACCGGUUAUAAGGUGAGCUUACCAGGUGUGAUACUCAUCAAAGCAUACUCCGGCCUAUACCUCGAUAUACCAUCUGCAAUCACUGCGUAAAGUCAGAUGCCUUUGUUCCACUCGAAGCAAGCUACUUCACACCCUCCCCAAGCUCAGAGCAACCCUCCCAAUCGUUCACGCUCUCUUUUCUCUCGCAACCGUUCUACGUCUCCCGAGUAUACCAAUAAUACAUCUUCGACCAAUAGUCGUAACGGCUUUUUCUCUCGCCGUCGCUCGUCUUCUCCCGAGGACUACUCAAACAAUACCAAUAGCAACUCUGCAGGUAGUAACGGUGGUUUUUUCUCUCGCCGCCGUUCUUCCUCGAGUUCAGACUCGAAUGGCCACCGCGACCUCAAGAAGGACCCUACCAUUGCUGCUGCUCGUCAGAAAGUCUCUCAAGCUGAGGCUAGCGAGCAUGAGGCAGAUAGAGCUUUGGGUCAAGCUCGAAACUCAGUCAGGGAGGCUCGCGAGCAUGUCCGAAUCCUCGAACGCGAAGCAUUAGAAGACGCUCGCCGUGCUAAGGCGAAACAGGCUGAGGCAAAGACUGUCAGCAAGAGUGCACGCGGUUUGGGACGUCACGGCUGAGUUGUUACCGCACUCGUUGUCCGUUCAUCACUACACACUUUGCUUCACGACUGGCGCUGCCAUGUACUACGUACUACCUUAGUAACUACGUUAAUGUUACUGUGAAAUUUUAAUGCGGUUUACAUAUACCUUUUCCCUCA
Somion occarium is the source of this 1289-nucleotide messenger RNA. NCBI's taxonomy places the organism in Eukaryota, Fungi, Basidiomycota, Agaricomycetes, Polyporales, Cerrenaceae. The record is from the annotation of a GenBank genome assembly.